Messenger RNA from Rhodofomes roseus, 2279 nucleotides. RefSeq lists its product as uncharacterized. NCBI's taxonomy places the organism in Eukaryota, Fungi, Basidiomycota, Agaricomycetes, Polyporales, Fomitopsidaceae. The transcript is spliced from 14 exons. The record is from RefSeq and is a predicted model, not a curated record. Bases 200 to 2215 code for a protein of 671 amino acids.
GCUCGUUCGUCCGCUCGUGUCCUCCGUUCAGGUUUCCGCCCUCUCGUCUCCUCGUCGUCCUCGCCGCCGUCCCCCGCCCCUGCCAUCCCGCCCGACUACCAGACGUGCUCGUCGUCGUGGACGACGCCCCAGACAGACCCUACCCACGCGGAAGAGAAUUCGGGGACGCCCGCACACGCCGCCCUGGCGGGGCCAAGUAAUGAGCAACGCAUCGCCCACCGCGUACCUCCUGUGGGCCAUCCUCUCCGUUCUCUUCCUCGGCUUUCUGAUAUACCACCUCUGGAGCUACGACCGUUUCCAGUGUCUCCGCUGGUCGGCCGGCCGCCAGCCGGGCGCGUUCAAGCGUGUCAUGACUUAUUCAUAUCUAGCAAGCGUGCCGCUGUUCACAAUAUACAGCAUCGCCUAUACGGUGUUGAAGUACCGCGAAGGCUUCGUCGUGUUACCCACGACAAAUAUAAUCUUCCCUCGCCCGAUCGAGAUGUAUAGCGACCCUUCGCGGUCGUGGAUCCUCCCGCUGAACUUCAUCUUCAGCUUUGCUUGGGCACUCGAGCUGGUAACCCAUCUUGAAGAGCUCGCUUUCUGGCUGUACCUCCUCCAUCAGAACCCUGACAAGGGCGAGUGGUUCGAGAGCUGGGAGUACAAGUUCUGGUACUGGGGGAGUAUCGUUUCGAUCAUUGGGAUGCCGUUGACGUGCAUGAUCGCACGGAGACACCUGAACACGCUCGACGCGUACAUCUUCCUGAGCGGCUCGGGCGGCUCGCUGAGCACGACAGUCGCGUUCCUGUACGUCCUCUGGCGCUUUCCGCGCUUCAUCCGGCACGUCAAGGCGGAGGGUGCGGACCCGACGGUCGUCGUCCGGUUGGCGACGUUCUAUCAGCUCAACCUCGCGAGAGUGGUGUUUAGGUUCUUGUUUACGGUGCCGCUGUUGAUGCUCGCGUUGGAUGGGAUCAUUGGGCAGAGCCAUCCACUGAACUCGCAUCUGGUGUCGGCAGACUUCCUGGUUAUGAUUGGGGGAGUGGGGUGUUUCGUCUCAUCCGCGAUCACACUCUUGAUAUUCUUCCCGCGCUCGAUCCUGCGCGAGGCCGGCUAUAAGCCCAAAGCGACAUCGACGUCCACUGUACACCACUCACCCAAAGCACACAGCACUCCCAUCCUCGCCCACGCACCCUCGCUUUCCCUAUCACAUGCGCCGUCGAUAACACACUCAGCUCCUGUCCUCUCAUCGUCCCUCUCUCCAUCCACCUCUGCAUAUUUCUCAAGCCACCCUCAUUUCACGGGCGCCCUUUCCCACCCUCAGCUACACCAUAUCGCGAGCCUCGACCAGUUGCCACGGACACAAGGAUAUGCACAGCAACAUUUUUCUGCAGCGGGUGGGGUGGGUAUGGGCGCGGUAGGUGGCGGGAUGGGCCCGAUAGCGGGACCAAGUUCCUGGGAGGGCGAGCCACCAAGCGGGGCGGUGAGUCCAUAUGAGAGUAUGAUCGACGUGGCUGUGGGCAGGGGCGGGACGAUUGAGGAGGCAGACGAGGACAUUGACGAGGAAGGGAACGGCGACGCGCCGCCGUACUCGCAUACGCACAUACAAAACUCCCACUACCAUGCCCAGCAUGACCACCCGCGGGACCACCAUCCACAUCCCCGCCCACACUCAUUUCCGUAUCCACGGAACUCGCAGACGCAGACGCCGCCGCCCUCGUCAUCCUCGCCGCCCUCGCGGCCACAUUCACAGAUCAUCCUGCCGACAACGGCGGGCGCUUGGUCUCCUCAGGAAGCACCAGCGCACUCCGCCCUACACCAGCGCCACCCCUUUCCGCACUCACUAUCUCCACUACAAAUACCACAACAUGCGUUGUCCCCACCAAACUCGCCGACGGCGGUGCGCGUCGCGAUUCCACCACUAGCGCGCCAGCCGUCGGCGUCUGCUCACUCGCCGGCGUGGGCGGAGAGCGUUAACGUCGCACGACGCGCGAGCUCAUAUGUGUCGACGAAGCCGUUGCUUAGAGAGGGCGAGAAUGAGCUGCAGUUGCGGCAUAGCGGGAGCGAUCGGGGGCGGGAACGCGAGGAGCGGCGAUGGGGCGCGACGCGCGAGGGGUAUAGGAGAGGUGCCCCGAGGCUACAUCCUUAUGUGAUGACUUUCACGAGUCCAAUCGAUUUGGUGGACUUGUCGAUGCCCGAGGAGCUCCCGGGCGAAGUGCCGUCCGGACGAAGAUCACCGUGACCUCUCAGUUGCUGUGCCCUUUCUCGUGCGCUCAUGCAUCCUCAUCGGCGCAUAUUCCCUGGAU